Molecule: messenger RNA, 894 nt
Organism: Lactuca saligna
Lineage: Eukaryota; Viridiplantae; Streptophyta; Magnoliopsida; Asterales; Asteraceae
Source: the annotation of a GenBank genome assembly
AUGGAGGUUCACAACGAAGAAGAUGUUACAUCUCAACCGAAGGUUUCGGAGCCGGCAACUACGAAUCCUAAGGUAUCGACUACAAUCCCAACUUUUGUUCCAAUUAAUGAAGAAUUUUUCCAAGAUUUUUUUGUCCCUUCUCCAACUGCCACUAUUUCCACUCCCAUUACAAUUGCCCCAUGCCCACCGAUUUCAUUGGGUGUUUCGCAAGUCCAAACCCCAUUCUUGACUGAUUCCACCACCACCACCACCACUACCUUCAUUGUUGAUCCUACAGUGACUGUUAACACAUCUUAUGUGGGGGUAGGUCCUUUAGGUUUCACAAUCGGUCAUUCCACUCCACCUAUCUCUCCUUUCCGCCAGGAUGAUCUAGAUAUGAUCUAUGGUGGUGAUGACGAUGAUUUCGAAGGUUUCACCUACAGUCCAUUUAACAUUCAGAUUGAAAGAGAUGACGAAGCUCUCGUUACAAGAGGGAAACUUAAGGCGAUUAAUGAGAAACUAGAUUCGUUGCUCCAAGCCUCUAAAGCAUCAUCCAGUGAUGAAUACUCACAAGUAACAAUGAAGCCUUUCCUCGAGACCCUUACGAAAGAACACUCCGCUAACCUUGAAAAGACAAACAAAGUGGUAGAUGCUUCUGCUUCAGUGUGCAACACCACGACCGAAAAAGUUGAUAAACUAAUUAUCGAUGCUCGUUCGUUCAUGGAGAAAUUUCAGAGAUCCUUCGAGUCCAACACAGCGAAUUCCAUUGAAGUUAUUUUUGGCCUUGGCUCCACACUUAAAACAAAGAAAGCGAAACUCGAAGAGGUUCGCACUAGUAUUCAAAAAGACAAUGUCAAGCUAAACUCCUCAAUAUCAUCGAAGAUCAUGAAUCUUCAAGAUGACUUUGUUGGAUAA